AUGGCUCAAAUGGUUGGUUCAGAUGACAUAGAGUCACUGAGAAUUGAGUUGGCAGAGAUUGGAAGGAGCCAGAGGUCUUCAUUCAGGCGCCAAACAUCAAAUUUCAGAACCGGCUCAGUGAGGAGUGACAAUGAUGCUGAUAUUGAAUAUGCUAUGCAGUGGGCUACCAUUGAGAGAUUGCCUACUUAUGAUAGGCUGAAAUCAUCCUUGUUCGACGUUGAUACCGUAGGAAAAAGUGUGGUUGAUGUAACCAAGCUUGAUCCUCUUAAGAGGCACACUCUUAUAGAGAAGCUCAUCAAGCACACUGAACAUGAUAACCUCAAGUUGCUGAACAAAAUCAGAGCAAGAAUUGACAAAGUUGGUGUAGAGUUGCCUUCUGUAGAGGUGAGAUUUAAGAAUUUGGGUGUGGACGCUGAGUGUGAGCUUGUCCAGGGAAAGCCACUUCCAACUCUGUGGAAUUCUGUUAAAUCUUCACUUUCUGCUUUUUCAAGGUUUCCAGGUACGAAGUCAAAAGAAGCAAAGAUAAACAUCAUUAAUGAUAUCAGUGGCAUCAUAAAGCCUGGAAGGAUAACUCUUCUUCUUGGCCCCCCAGGUUGUGGGAAGACCACACUUUUGAAGGCUCUCUCAGGAAAUCUUGACAAAUCUCUAGAGGUGACUGGGGAAAUUUCCUACAACGGUUACAGGCUAGACGAGUUUGUUCCCCAAAAAACUUCAGCAUAUAUAAGCCAAGAAGACCUGCAUAUGGCAGAAAUGACAGUGAGGGAAACACUCGACUUUUCAGCCCGAUGUCAGGGUAUCGGAAGCCGAGCAGAUAUCAUGCUUGAGGUCAGUAGAAGAGAGAAAGAAGCCGGAAUUGUGCCAGAUCCAGAUGUGGAUACUUACAUGAAGGCGAUUUCUGUUGAAGGACUAGAAAGAACUCUUCAAACAGACUAUGUUUUGAAGAUCCUUGGACUUGAUAUCUGUGCUGACACAAUGGUUGGAGAUGUCAUGAGAAGAGGUAUCUCUGGCGGUCAAAAAAGGAGAUUGACUACAGCGGAAAUGAUUGUUGGUCCAACAAAAGUUCUAAUGAUGGAUGAAAUAUCAAAUGGUUUAGACAGUUCAACGGCAUAUCAAACUGUUGCUUGCCUCCAGCAGAUGGUGCAUAUCACAGAUGCUACAGCCCUGAUUUCACUUCUUCGUCCAGUGCCUGAAACCUUUGAACUCUUUGACGACAUCAUUUUGAUGACAGAAGGAAAGAUUGUGUAUCAAGGACCACGGGAUAAGGUUAUAGAGUUUUUUGAGGACUGUGGAUUCAGGUGUCCUGAAAGAAAAGGUGUAGCUGACUUUCUCCAGGAGGUGAUAUCCAAGAAGGACCAAGCACAAUACUGGUACCACACAGAAGAUCCCUAUCAUUAUAUUUCAGUUGAUGUGUUCUGCAGGAAUUUCAAGGAAUCUUCUCUUGGUAAGAAGCUAUAUGAAGAUCUCUCAGUGCCAUUUGAUAAUUCAAAAAGCCAAAAGAAUGCUCUUUCCUUCGAUGUGUAUUCUCUUUCGAAAUGGCAAUUGCUUAAAGUUGGCAUGUCAAGGGAGUUUCUUCUCAUGAAGAGAAAUUCUUUUCUCUAUGUAUUAAAAACUGUCCAGGUUAUCAUCAUUGCACUUAUCACAAUGACUGUCUUCAUAAGGACUCGGAUGGACAUUGAUGUUCUUCAUGCCACUUACUACAUGGGAGCCCUGUUCUUUGGACUAGUAAUACUUCUUGUUGGUGGUAUUCCAGAGUUGAGUAUGACUACUGCAAGACUUCCGGUUUUCUAUAAACAGAGAGAACUGCGCCUCUACCCUGCUUGGGCAUAUGCAAUUCCAAUAGCUAUUCUGAAAAUUCCCCUUUCACUGAUUGAAUCUGUAGUUUGGACAUGUCUUACCUACUAUGUCAUCGGAUACACCCCUGAGGCCUCGAGGUUUUUCCAUCAGCUCAUUCUAAUUUUUGCUGUGCACUUGACAUCAUUAUCCAUGUUCCGAUUUGUGGCAUCAGUCUGUAAGACUGUAAGUGCUGCUAUGACAGCCGGUGUUCUUGGGCUACUACUCGUCAUGAUAUUUGGUGGCUUCAUUAUCAAACAUCCCUCUAUGCCAGUGUGGUUAAAGUGGGGUUUUUGGGUUUCUCCUCUUACAUAUGCAGAGAUAGGCGUUUCAGGAAAUGAAUUUCUUGCUCCUCGGUGGCAAAAGGUGAGUCUCUCAAAUGCUACAAUUGGGAAAGCAGUACUUGACAGCCGUGGACUAAACUAUCAAGGAUAUUUCUUAUGGAUAUCACUUGGUGCCUUGUUCGGAUUUGCUCUACUUUUCAACUUUGGCUUUGUCUUGGCGUUAAGCUUUUUGAAGCCUCCUGGAUCAUCUCGUGCCAUGAUUUCACGGGAAAAAUUUGACGAGAUACAAAGAAGUCCAAGUUCCAAUGACGUGGAUCUUGUAGAAAGAAAUACUGGAAAUAAACCUAAUCAAGCAUCUAAUAAAGGCAGGAUGGUUUUACCUUUUCAACCACAUACACUAACAUUUCAGAACAUGAACUACUUUGUUGACACCCCUCUGGAAAUGAGAAAACAAGGCUUUGCAGACAAGAAACUCCAGCUACUUUCUGAUGUUACGGGUGCAUUAAGGCCCGGUGUUCUUACAGCACUAAUGGGGAUUAGUGGAGCUGGGAAAACCACUCUUUUGGAUGUUCUUGCAGGAAGAAAAACCACUGGCUAUAUUGAGGGGGAUAUUAAAAUUGGCGGGUAUCCAAAGGUUCAAGAAACAUUUGCCAGAAUUUCAGGUUACUGUGAGCAAACUGACAUACAUUCUCCUCGAAUCACAGUAGGAGAAUCUCUGAUGUUUUCUGCAUGGCUCCGGUUGUCUCCUGAGAUUGACUCAAAAACUAAAGCUGCAUUUGUAAAUGAAGUCCUAGAGAUCAUUGAGCUUGAUGCAAUUAAGGAUUCUUUAGUUGGCUUGCCAGGCGAUGGUCUAUCAACGGAGCAACGCAAGCGCCUCACAAUAGCUGUUGAACUUGUUGCCAAUCCCUCUAUAAUCUUUAUGGAUGAACUCACAACUGGUUUAGAUGCACGAGCAGCAGCGAUUGUCAUGCGAGUUGUGAAGAAUUUAGUUGAGACCGGAAGGACAAUUGUGUGCACUAUCCACCGACCAAGUAUUGACAUAUUUGAAGCUUUUGACGAGUUGAUCCUUCUGAAAAGGGGUGGGCGUGUCGUCUAUUCUGGAGAAUUAGGAAGGCAUUCCAGCAAGCUUAUAGAAUAUUUCCAAAGUAUCGGUGGGGUACCGAAGAUUAAGGAUAAUUAUAAUCCGGCAACAUGGAUAUUAGAACUCACUUCUCCAUCUGCAGAAGCUAAACUUAAUGUCGAUUUUGCCGAAAUAUACAAAGAUUCUGUUCUAAAUGAAAAAAAUAAAGAGCUCGUAAGCGAGUUGAGUACUCCACUUCCCGACUCCAGAGAUCUGCAUUUCCCAACACAAUUCUCACAAAACUUUUGGGGGCAACUCAAGAAUUGCCUGUGGAAACAGUACUUGUCUUAUUGGAGAAGCCCGUCAUACAACUUGCAUCGAAUCACUCACUUACUGAUAGCAUCCUUUCUUUUUGGUGCACUCUUUUGGAACAAAGGAAGAAGCAUGAAUGACCAGCAGAGUUUAUUCAGCAUAUUAGGUUCAUUAUAUGUUGCUGUAAUAUUCUUGGGCAUAAGCAACUGUUCAUCGGUCAUGUCACAUGUUGCAAUAGAGCGAACUGUUAUGUAUCGCGAAAAAUUUGCAGGGAUGUACUCCCCAAAGGCUUAUGCAUUUGCGCAGGUGGCAGUUGAAAUUCCCUAUAUCUUUGUUGAAGCAAUUUUGUUUGUACUAAUCACUUAUCCGAUGAUGGGAUUUUACUGGUCGGUGCAUAAGAUUUUGUGGAAGUUGUAUGCCAUGUUCACGACAAUGUUGUACUACAAUUAUUUGGGCAUGCUCCUUGUGGCUUUGACACCAAAUGAAACGGUUGCUGCUAUUCUAUGCUCAGUUUUCUAUACUUUGUUCAAUCUAUUUUCAGGAUUUGUCAUGCCUCAACCGCACAUUCCAAAGUGGUGGAUUUGGUUGUAUUAUUUAAUUCCUACUUCGUGGACUCUAAACGCUAUGAUCACUUCAGAAUAUGGAGAUAUCAGCAAGGAAAUUACUGUGUUUGGGGAAUCAGUAAGUGUAUCUUCCUUCAUCAAAGAUUAUUUCGGUUUUCGCCAUGAUCGUUUGGCUAUUACUGGUGUUGUUCUUGUUGCAUUUCCCCUGUUUUAUGCUUCUCUCUUUGCAUAUUUGAUUGGACGGUUGAACUUUCUCAGAAGGUAAAACGUCUGGAGAGGAUGCAAAUUAGCACAAUAUUACUGUAAAUGGUUAUGUUGUAACUUUUUUAAAUCUGCACCAAACGUAUUAUUGGUAAUUAUAUUUUUAAUACUUUAUCU
This is a messenger RNA of Mangifera indica (mango), 4427 nucleotides long. Its product is annotated as pleiotropic drug resistance protein 3-like. NCBI's taxonomy places the organism in Eukaryota, Viridiplantae, Streptophyta, Magnoliopsida, Sapindales, Anacardiaceae. The record is from RefSeq and is a predicted model, not a curated record. The transcript is spliced from 24 exons. Bases 1 to 4314 code for a protein of 1437 amino acids. Gene Ontology annotation, cellular component: membrane. Gene Ontology annotation, molecular function: ATP hydrolysis activity; ABC-type transporter activity; ATP binding.